This is a messenger RNA of Zingiber officinale, 1724 nucleotides long. RefSeq names its product tRNA (guanine(26)-N(2)/guanine(27)-N(2))-dimethyltransferase-like. Gene Ontology annotation, biological process: tRNA N2-guanine methylation. The transcript has 7 exons. Gene Ontology annotation, molecular function: RNA binding. Bases 77 to 1360 code for a protein of 427 amino acids. The record is from RefSeq and is a predicted model, not a curated record. NCBI's taxonomy places the organism in Eukaryota, Viridiplantae, Streptophyta, Magnoliopsida, Zingiberales, Zingiberaceae. Gene Ontology annotation, cellular component: nucleus.
UCAACCACGUUAGUUACGCGAUUCGUUAUCCCAAAAUUUACACUGCUGCUCUGUCUGCUCUCUCCUCGCCCCUGCCAUGGCCGCCGCCGCCGCCGUCGCGGCCCACUUCUUUCCUAUUCCUCCCUCCCCUCCCUUCCUCCUUACCCAUAUACGAAACCCGAUCCGUCGGCCUCCGUUCCCCGCCAACGUCUCGCAGACUGAGCGCGGCGUCGAGUUCGAGACCGGCGAUUCCUUCUUCCGCAGCGAGAGCGCCGUGGGCCGCGACCUUGGCGUCCUCUCCGCCGCCCUUCACCGCCAGUCCCUCUGCAGCGGUAGUGGCCUCCGUGUCAUCGAUGCAAUGUGCGGCUGCGGCAUCCGCUCUCUCCGUUACCUGGCCCAGGCCGGCGCCGACUUCGUCUGGGCCAACGACGCCUCCGAGGACUGCCGGCCCCUCAUCCUCUCCAAUCUAUCCCGCCACCCCCGCGUGUCUCCCGGCGGCGGCCGCUGCUGGGUCGUCAGCCACCUCGACGCCAACAGGGUCCUGGCCGAGAACUACCUCCGCAGGGAGUUCUUCGAUUUCGUGGACGUUGAUUCCUUCGGGAGCGACUCCUCGUUCAUGGGGAUGGCUGUUGCCACUGUCAGGAAGGGAGGAUUGCUGUACAUCACCUCCACCGAUGGGCAUUCCUCGGGAGGGCAUCGACCUCACUGUUCUUUAGCUUCAUAUGGAGCAUAUGUUCGCCCAAUGCCAUUUUCCAAUGAGAUCGGUUUACGGAUGCUUAUAGGUGGCGUCUUACGGGAAGCAGCUGUUAUAGGUUAUCACAUAUCACCACUUUUCUCUUAUUAUUCAUAUCAUGGACCUGUAUUCCGAGUAAUGUUACGUGUGGAUCGUGGACAACUUCAAGAUAAUAGCCAAUAUGGUUUCAUAAGUUAUUGCCACAAUUGUGGAAACUCUCAAACUUUUUCUUGGGGAGAACUUGGACAAAUUUCCUGCGCCUGUAGAAGUGGCCAGGUAUCCAAAUCUCUUGUUGUCUCGGGCCCUCUUUGGAUCGGUUGUCUCCAUGAUGCAGCAUUUGUCACUGAAAUGCUACACUUAGCUACAGAGUGGGGGUGGGCAUGCACUGCACAAAAGGAGCUCGACCUAGAGAAACUUUUAAACCAAAUGAUAGAGGAAGGGGAUCCUCGACUUCCACCUGGAUACAUCAAAGUUGAUGAGAUAGGAAGACGAGGCAAAAUGAAUUCUCCUCCUGUUAUGACUUUGAUUAACAUCCUUCGAAAGGAAGGUUAUGCUGCUUCCAGAUCCCAUAUCGCACCUAAUGGAAUCAAGACGAAUUGUCCGAUCGCCAAAUGCAUUCAGUUUGCUCAUGGACUUGGGGCAGCAUGAGCACUUGGAAAUCGGAAGCAUCGUUGCAUUGCUAAACUAAGUGCUCACUAGCUGAUGUUCCAUGAGUUUGAUACUGGAGCUUCAUCCUCCAUCCACCGCAAAAUCAACUUUCUUGAUAUGAGAUUAACUAGUAGGAGAUAUCACGCAUCUUGUAUCGCAGUUAUGCUCGCAUUUGUUGCUUUAGGAUUGCUCUUCCAAAAGAUGAUCAGUAGGAAGGUUGUGCCUGCAUAUCUAUAAUUGUCUUCAAGAUGAGGUGGUGAGAGUUCAAAAGCUGCACUAAUUGCUCAAAGGUAUAUGCUUUUCUAGUCAUAUUUUACUGAACCUUUACGGCCCACAUAUUUUGGCGAUAAACAUGAAAUGCAAU